AUGGAUUAAAAGAACUAAUGGAACCAAAAAUCAUCAGUACAAGAAUUUGGAAUAUAAAAAUCGAGUUUAUCAAAACCAAUUCAUUAAUAGGUGAAACCAACAUAAUAGGCUAUUCCUAAGAAUGAAUAAGGUCAAAAUUAGUUGGUGAGACGAGUGACUAAAAGAAAUAUUGCAAUAAAGAAAUCAAUAGUUUCAAAUGAAGGAACAAUUUAUGAAACAUUCGAACCUCUUAUGAAGCCAUAGACUCCUUAAGAUAUAGGAUUUAUAGUAAAAUGUUUUUAAGCUCAUUUUGUAUUUUCAUCAAUGAAUGAAACUUAAUUGUAUGAUUAAUAAUUUAUGAAGAAUACAAUUAGCAAAGAGUAUGUUCUAUUGUAGACUUGUGAUUGGAUAAAUGAUAAUUAAAUAAGGAGAUGGAGCUAGUUCUUUUUUUAUACUAGAGAAAGGAAAGAUAAAUGUAUUAGUUGACGGAAUAUCUAGAAAAUAAUUAAGUUAAGGAAAUGGUUUUGGAGAAUUAGCAUUAUUAUAUAAUGCUCCAAGAUCAGCAACAUGUAUUGCUAUGGAAGAGUGUUUUUUAUGGGGAAUAAAUAGACAUACAUUUAGAAAAAGUGUUGAAAAUGUUAUGAGAAGUGAAUAAGAAAAAAAUAGAUAAUUAUUAGAAUAAGUUAAGUUUUUCAGUAAAUUAUUAUAUUAAUUUUUUAGAUUAAUUAACAAAGGAUUAAAAAGAUGCAAUUUCAGGAGUAUUAAUUUUGUAAAAGUUUAAUCAGAAUGAAGUUAUAGUAAAUGAAGGAGAUUAAGCUAGUUCAUUCUAUAUCAUUGUAGAAGGAAAAUGUGGAGUCUUCAAUAAGGAAGAUCUUUAAAUUUCAACUUUAAAUCCUAAAGAUUCUUUUGGUGAAUCUGCUUUAAAACAUGAUAAUUAAAUUAGAAUGAUGACCAUUAAAGCUAUUGAAAAAGAUACCAAAGUAGUUGCUUUGGGUAAAGAUAUGAUCUCAUAAAUAUUGGGUGAUAAAGUUCAAUAUAUUAUUUAUAAGAACAUUUGUAAAUGGGCAUUAAAUAGAUCUAAAUUAUUUGGCAAAGUACCUGCACUUAUUUAAGAUAAAUUACUUGAAGGAGUUAUAUAUAGAAAAUAUAUUGCAGGAUAAAAGAUCAUCAAUAAAGGAGAUAAAGUUGGGUUUUUGUACAUCGCUUUAGAGGGUAAUGUAUUAGAUGAACAAAAGAAUGUGAUUAAUAAUAAUAUCUUGAAUGAAGAAUCACUCUAUGAUGAAUUUGCCAAUACUAAACAUUCACAUUGCUUUCAAAUGGAAACUGAAGGACAUGUGGCUGUCAUUGAUUAUGAUAAGUAUCGUAACAAUAAUGGAAGUGUUGAAAAAAUCUUAGAUAAUGAAAAAAUCAAUUCAUAACAUCAAUAAUCUUAUGAUUAAGUCAAAUAGCUAUAAUUAAAAGAUUUUAUAUUCUUAAAUAAAUUAGGAUCUGGAUAAUUUGGAUCUGUUUAUCUCUGUAAAAAUAAAAGUCAGGAUACUUUAUUUGCUCUCAAAUAUGUUACCAGAGCACAUAUACAAUAAUAUGGAAUCCAAAAACAUGUCUAAUAAGAAAAAGCUGUCUUGGAAAUAAUGAACCAUUAAUUUAUACUUAAAUUUUAUAGAUCAUUCAAAGAUGGUGAAAACAUUUACUUUCUUACUGAGUAUAUUCCAGGAGAAGAAUUAUUUGAUGCAAUAAGAGAAAUUGGAUUGUUAGGCAAAUACGAUUCUCAAUUUUACAUUGCCCAAAUGAUUCUUCAAAUGGAAUAUUUACACACUGUCCAUCAAAUUGUUUAUAGAGAUAUCAAACCUGAAAAUAUUAUGGUUGAUCAAUUUGGUUAUCUUAAAUUGAUUGAUAUGGGAACUGCUAAAUUUCUCAAAAAUGUUUGUAAUACUAUCAUUCUAAAAAAUAGCUCCACCAAAAACUUUCACAAUUAUCGGAACUCCUCAUUAUAUGGCUCCAGAAGUCAUCUCUGGGAAAGGAUAUGGAUACUUUGCUGAUUUAUGGAGUGUUGGAUGUUGCCUUUAUGAAUUUCUUUGUGGAGGUUUACCCUUUGGAGAAGAUUAAGAUGAUCCCUUUGAAAUCUAUAAAGAAAUUGUGAAGAAUCCUAUAAAUUACCCAUAAUAUAUCACAGAUAAAACAGCUAAGACCAUUAUAGAAUAAUUGAUGAACAAGAUUCCUGAAUGCAGAUUGGGAGGAUCUUAUUCAUCUCUCAAAAACAAUUAGUGGUUUUCAGACUUUGACUGGGUAUUAAAUAAAUUUAUUAAUUUUAAGAAAAAAUUGAUAUCGCAUUAACUCCAACCUCCAUUAAUUCCUAAAAAGGAAAAAUUAAUGAAUGAUUCGUAAAUUGAGGAAUAACUGAAAAAAAAUAUUUUAGUUAUUGAUUAAAUAUAAAAAGAUACUAUGGGAUAGAAGAAGGUCUUUGCUUAGCCUAAAGACACCGAAUGGGAUUCAGAAUUUUGA
Messenger RNA from Paramecium sonneborni, 2478 nucleotides. The record is from the annotation of a GenBank genome assembly. Lineage: Eukaryota; Ciliophora; Oligohymenophorea; Peniculida; Parameciidae.